Molecule: messenger RNA, 1933 nt
Organism: Cajanus cajan (pigeon pea)
Lineage: Eukaryota; Viridiplantae; Streptophyta; Magnoliopsida; Fabales; Fabaceae
Product: basic leucine zipper 34
Biological process (GO): positive regulation of DNA-templated transcription
Cellular component (GO): nucleus
Molecular function (GO): DNA binding; DNA-binding transcription factor activity
Source: RefSeq, a predicted model, not a curated record
UUAUGUAAAAACUCUUCAUAUUAAUGAUGAUCAAAGCAGAAUUAGUCUCUAACUCACUCAACUAAAAAAUAUUUGUGAUUGAAAAAAAAAAACUAUUAACACAUACCAAAAUCUAAGAAAAGGAGGGAAAAAGGAGAAAGAAAGAAAAAAAAAAAGAAAAGAAAAGAAAACUUUAUAGCAAUAAAUAAAAACACCAUUAUGAGGUUGUACAUGGCACAAUGGCAUUCUCUCCCAACUCUCAUCAUCUCCUUAAUAUCUCUCUCUCCCACUGGUUUUAGAAACCCAAGAACAAGAUUUUGAAGUAAGAUUUGCGGUUGGUUUGUGUGUUGGUUAGGUUGUUGGGAUCUCUGUUGUUCCUCUUUCUCUCUCUGUCUAUUUUCUCAGACACACACACUUAAGAUACACAAGGCCAUUAUACGUAGUACACACAAUUUUCGGUAUCUCUCUAUAUUUGGGGUCACACAUACAUAGGUAAUGGCACAGUUACCUCCCAAAAUACCAACCAUACCCCAAAAUUGGCCAUCUUUCCCUCACCAGAGGGUACCCUCAAUGGCCAACUUCUCCCCCACAACCUCAACCACCACCACCACCACCACCGCCACCACUCCUCCGCCGCCAUCAUGGGUCGACGAGUUUCUCGACUUCUCGUCGGCCCGGCGGGGGGCCCACAGGCGAUCCGCCAGCGACUCCAUUGCCUUCCUGGAAACGCCCUUCCUCGAAGAAUGUCGGGCCGGUUUCGACCGCCUCGACGAGGACCAGCUCAUUUCCAUGUUCUCCGACGACAUUGCCACCGCCGCGCUGCCGCCGCCGCCCCUCUCCUCGGCCUCCAACCCCUCCUCGCCGUCCUCCGACCAGAAUAGCAACAACGACGAGAAGCCAAUGGCAAUGGCGUUGGACGUUAAGCCCAAGACGGAAACCGUUGAGGAUGAAAGCUCCUGCAAGAAUGAGGCGGCGCCGCCGCCACCCUCCGCCUCCGCCACCUGCACUGAAACCGUUGUCGAUCCCAAGAGGGUCAAAAGAAUUUUGGCAAAUAGGCAAUCAGCUCAGAGGUCAAGGGUGAGAAAGCUACAAUACAUUUCUGAGCUUGAAAGGAGCGUAACUACUUUACAGACGGAGGUAUCAGCAUUGUCACCACGAGUUGCAUUCCUGGACCAUCAACGUUUGAUUCUUAAUGUCGACAAUAGUGCCUUGAAGCAACGGAUUGCUGCUUUGGCCCAAGACAAGAUUUUCAAAGACGCUCACCAAGAAGCACUAAAGAAGGAAAUAGAGAGACUGAGGCAAAUCUACCACCAACAGAACCUACAGAAGAUGAGUAACUCGGUGAACAACAAUGUUCAAUCAACACAAACAUCACAGGCACAAGCAAUGCAACUCCAUCAGCAGCAGCUAACAGUUUCUCAACCAUUGGGAUGCAAGGACAAUAAGGAGCAGCUCCUGAGUUGAGACAAGGAAUAGUGCUGUGGAUGUAUGUUCCUUGCAAUUGGUGCUAUGCUAACUAGAACUUUCACGUGAUGUGUUUCCCGUCCAUGUUGAAGUGGGGUUCAUGACAUAGUGAUGGGGUUGGAGGGUAGGAAGUUGACAAGUGGAUUGCUUGAAUAGGUUGAAGAAUUUUAUGCUUUCAAGGUGGUGAAUUGGUUACCUUGGGGGUUGGAUUGGAAUUUUGGGAUUUGAUGAUUUCUUCUGAUUACACUUUUGGUUUUUCUUUUUUAACAGAAAAAUUAUUCUCAAUCAUUUUUUAUUUUGUUGGGUGGAAUAAGGGGACAAAGCAUCGUGGUUUUGUAUUGGGAUAUGCAUGGAAGCUGUCAGAGAAUUAUUUUUCUCCUUUUUUUUUGUUUGGAGGAAGGGGGUGUCUGAUCGCACUAUUUUUCUUGUUUUUCUUCCUUGGGACUAAUUGUUUGCUAUUUUAUUUUAUUUUGGAUGAAUUGUACAAAAU